CAAGCAUGAUACUGGGCCGGGCUGGGCCCAGAGCUCAGAGAGCAUAAUUAGGGUCAACCCGGAUAACAGAAAUCGGGUUUAGCUCCGAAUAAAAAAGAGCUGAACCAAAACGGGGAAGGAAAAUCUGACCAGUGAGAUCGCCGGAGUACGAAACAGGCAAGAAACCCACUCGAUUCCAAGUAUUAUCCACUUCAAUUCCACACCAUAGAUUCAGAGUGAGAUUUAAGAAGAAAUGGGAUUGAGGGCGGUGAACUGAUGUCAUUGUUCUGGAUUGUGAUUCGUCAACUUGCAGAGAUCGAAGAAAUGGCUACGUCGAAGAAAGUGAUUACUAGGGAAGAGUGGGAGAAGAAGCUCAAUGAUGUAAGGAUUAGGAAAGAAGACAUGAAUAGGUUGGUGAUGAAUUUUCUUGUCACUGAAGGGUAUGUUGAUGCUGCUGAGAAAUUCCGGGCAGAAUCUGGAACUGAACCAGAUAUAGAUCUUGCAACGAUUACUGAUCGAAUGGCUGUUAAGAAGGCUGUACAAUGUGGCAAUGUUGAGGAUGCUAUUGAGAAAGUGAAUGAUCUAAAUCCAGAGAUAUUGGAUACAAAUCCCCAGUUGUUUUUCCAUCUUCAACAGCAAAGGUUAAUCGAACUAAUCAGAAAUGGAAAAGUCGAAGAGGCUCUCGAGUUUGCUCAGGAAGAGUUAGCACCAAGGGGGGAAGAAAAUCAAAGCUUUUUAGAAGAGUUGGAGAAAACGGUCGCUCUUCUAGCUUUUGAAGAUGUCUCAAACUGUCCUGUUGGUGAGCUUUUGAACAUAUCGCAGCGCCUCAAGACAGCAAGCGAAGUAAAUGCAGCCAUCCUAACUAGCCAGAGUCAUGAAAAAGAUCCUAAGCUUCCAAGUUUGUUGAAGAUGCUUAUAUGGGCACAGAAUCAGCUUGAUGAGAAAGCAGCAUAUCCUAGGAUAAACGAUUUAUCCAAAGCCACAUUAGAAGACCCUUCAGUUUGAUUAAAAAGAAAGAACUCAACUUGUUGUUGUUAUGAUGAUGAUGAUGAUUGAUUGAAUUGAUAUGAUAUGAGAUACUUUUGAGUUUCCAAAUUCAUGUAUGUACCUUAAUUGAUGAAAAUGAAAAAGAAAAAAAAAAGUGACUCUUGUCUCUCAUUUUCCUCUUGAAUGUAACAUCACUAUUUUCAUGUCAUUUCUCUUCUUUAUCUAUUUUCAUUAACAAUAAAUAGAAAAGAAAAGAAAUAUUAGAGAGAAAACAUUGGAAGGAAGAGAAGAAAAUCAUAACUAACUACAAAAGAGAAUCUUCAACUUAAUUUCUUCCCAUAUAUAUAUAUAUAUCACUCUUUCACUUACUCACACUCACAUUUGAUCCAAAGAACAUAAACCCAUUGAAUGUUUUUGAUAUCAGAAGAUGAAGAUGAAGAACCAUCAUCAAAGUUAAGAGCAUAGCUAGAAGGGUCAUACUGAAAUGAGAAAUGUCUUUUGGAGCCAUUAUUCUUGGUAGCUUUCUUCAAUGCAGCUUUCAGUCUAAAAAAGAGGCUCUUCAAACUCAACUGCUGAAGCUUCUUCUUCUUCUUACUGUUUACAUUAUUAAACCAGAACAAAUUUCCAACAUAACCCAUUUUUUCAUAUGAGAGCUUUAGAAGCUAAAAUCCCCAACUGAGUUGACAAAUGGGUGUUGACUGAGAGAGAGAGAGAGAGAGAGAGAGAGAGAGAGAGAGAGAGAGAGAAGAGGUUUAAAAAAGUGGUAAUGGGCAAAAUGAGAGUAACAAGAAAAAGAAAGGGUUUUUAAAGAGCUUGGAAUGGAAUGAAAUGACAUGAAAAGAAGGAAAAAAAUCCAAACUUUUGAAAAGGGUAAUUAGAUAUAAAGAUGAAAGGGAGCAAGAAGAAGUAAAGUUUUGAUUUUUAAUUCUUUUAUUGUUUCAAAGGUGUAAUCUUUAUUUUGUGGGUUUCAAAGAAGCUAUGCUGCUCUUCUGCAGGCCUCAACUGUUGCCCCCCCACAGUGAUCUCUAUUUUCUUUUCCUUUCUUUCUUUUUCCUGGAAAAUCACAUUGGGAUGCUCAAAUUCCAUCAUCAUCACCCAAAGACACUACAAACUAGAGAGAGAAAGAAGGAAGGGGGUGUUUGUUGUGUUGUGUUAUCAACAACAUCAGAAUGUGGUUGUAGAUAAUCAUUGAUU
Molecule: messenger RNA, 2160 nt
Organism: Cannabis sativa
Lineage: Eukaryota; Viridiplantae; Streptophyta; Magnoliopsida; Rosales; Cannabaceae
Product: protein GID8 homolog
Exons: 7
Coding region: 256-984 (242 amino acids)
Biological process (GO): proteasome-mediated ubiquitin-dependent protein catabolic process
Cellular component (GO): nucleus; cytoplasm
Molecular function (GO): protein binding
Source: RefSeq, a predicted model, not a curated record